Molecule: messenger RNA, 1242 nt
Organism: Melospiza georgiana
Lineage: Eukaryota; Metazoa; Chordata; Aves; Passeriformes; Passerellidae
Product: alpha-1-antiproteinase F-like
Exons: 4
Coding region: 1-1242 (413 amino acids)
Biological process (GO): negative regulation of endopeptidase activity
Molecular function (GO): serine-type endopeptidase inhibitor activity
Source: RefSeq, a predicted model, not a curated record
AUGAAGAUGUUGGUUUCCCUGUGUUUUUUACUUGUUGGAAUCCUUUCCAACAGUUACUGCUAUGAGCCUUAUCCACAAGGGGUAAGAAACCAGAACCCAAGAGCACAAGAAAACCAAAAUAUGCCAUGGCAGAAUGUAAGGAACAGUGUUUGUCGAUUUGCAUGUUGUUUCUACAAAGAUAUUUCUUCUCGUGAAAACAACGGAAAUGUUUUCUUCUCUCCUUUGAGCAUCUCAACUGCCUUUGCAAUGCUGACUCUGGGUGCCAGAUCAGACACCCUGACACAGAUUCUUAGGGUCCUUUGCUUUAACCCUCGUCAGAUUUCUGAAAAUGAGAUACAUGAAGGUUAUCGUCAACUCAUGCAAGUGGUAAACAGAAGGAAUGCUGGGCUACAGUUGAAUAUGGGAAAUGUUCUGUUUGUGCUUGAUCGACUGAAGCCACAAGAAAGAUUUUUAAGUAAUCUCAGAAACUUCUAUGAAGGAGAAGCUUAUCCUAUGAACUUCAAGCAGGCUAAUCAAGCCCAGAUAAAGAUCAAUGAAUAUGUAGCAAGAAGAACGAAUGGAAAAAUCAGGGACCUCAUAAAUAACCUAGAUCCACUUACUGAAAUUCUCCUUAUUAGCUAUAUUUAUUUUAACGCUGAAUGGGAAAAACCUUUCGAUCCAAAGUACACCAAAAUGAGCAAAUUUUUUGUGGAUGGGACCAAGGUUGUUGAAGUCCCAAUGAUGUUUGGAAUUGGCCUGUUCAAGCAUGGCUAUGAUGAGCAGCUGUCUUCCACUGUGGUGCAAAUGGAUUACAAAGGAGGUGCUUCAGCGUUUUUUAUUCUGCCUGAUAGAGGAAGAAUGAGGAAGCUGGAGAAAAAAUUGUCUUGUGAACAUUUGUCAAGAUGGUCGACAUUAGUCACAAAAAGCUCAGUAAAUUUGUAUCUUCCAAAAUUCACGCUUUAUGGGACGUAUAACCUAAAAGAUAUCUUAUAUAAAAUGGGCAUCAUGGAUCUAUUCACUGAUAAGGCUGACCUCUCUGGGAUCACUGGGCAGCCUCAGCACAGAAUUUCCCAGGCUAUUCAUAAGGCUGUGGUAAAGGUGGAUGAGACUGGCACCGAAGCAGCAGCUGCCACAGGCAUGGAAAUAGUGCCCAUGUCCGUUCCAAUUACCGUUAGUUUCAACAGGCCCUUCCUAAUGGUCAUAACUAUGGAAAACACUAUACUCUUCAUGGGAAAAAUUGUGAACCCUCUGAAGAGAAAUUAA